AUGGAUCUCAACAACCACAAUGUCCACAGAGUACUAGUCGAUGGAGGGAGCGCCGUCAAUAUCAUCUUCAGGAACUGUUUCGAGCAGCUCAUCCUCGAAGAGGGAGAAGAGUCACUGACCAAGGUCAGCUACCCAUUGAUCAGAUUCAACGGAUCCGCAGCUAUUCCCCGAGGAAAGAUCACCCUACCCGUCACAAUCGGCCAAGGCCUGGCGGCGAGAAACGUCCGAGAAGAAUUCCUGGUGAUGGACUGUGACUCAGUGUAUAACGUCAUCAUGGGACGAACCAUGAUUCACAAAAUAAAAGCAGUCCCAUCCACAUACCAUCCGAUGAUGAUGUACGUCUCGGAUGCAGGCUUCGCCGAGCGGAUAAAAGGCGACCAAGAGGUGGCAAGGUCAACCUGUCACACGGCCAUCCGAAAGCCGAGGCUAGGAGACAGUCCUGAGGACGAAGAUGAGAAGAGCCCUCCCCCAGGUGGAGAAAAAGAUGCCAAGAGGAGAAAGGCAGAGCCGAGCAGUCUAGUAAAGCCCGCAAAGGUUGAUGCUCGACCAGAGACCCUUUCCCCCGAACCAGACCAAGAAAUGGAAGACUGA
Messenger RNA from Spinacia oleracea (spinach), 591 nucleotides. RefSeq lists its product as uncharacterized. The coding region runs from base 1 to 591 and encodes 196 amino acids. The record is from RefSeq and is a predicted model, not a curated record. NCBI's taxonomy places the organism in Eukaryota, Viridiplantae, Streptophyta, Magnoliopsida, Caryophyllales, Amaranthaceae. The transcript has a single exon.